CUUCUUGUAAGGUAAGUACAACAUUUUAUCCCUUCAUAACCAGUAAAGUGGCAGAAGUAGAGGUAGAACCAAGGUCUUCUGACUCCUAUUUGAGUAUCUGUCUACUUUACCCAAAAUACAUAUACUGUUGUGGGGCUGUAGGGAAGUGGGGGUGGGAGAAUAAGAGGAAGUAGACCUAGGUGGGGCAAGCUUGAGAUAGGGAUGUAUCUGGCAUUCUAGAAAUCGGGACCCUGUUUGCCAGGAGUAAGUGGAGCUGAACAUCAGCCUGUUACAGGGACAUAAAGGCACUUAGGCACUGGCAGAGCACUAUGGUUUGAUUGCCAUCUUGGAGUACAGUAGUAUGGUAAGCCAAAGAGUGGUAGUUCUGGAGAAGCUGGGGACUGUCAGAGCUCCCCAGAAUAGACUGGGAGUGAAACAGCAUUCAUGAUUUGCUAAGGAGGCUGGACUACCUGGAAGGAUAAGGUAGGAGCCCAGGAGUUCAAGGCUGCAGUGAACUAUGAUUGUGCCACUGCAUUCCAGCUUGGCAACAGAGCAAGACCCUGUCUCUUAAAAAUAUUGGUCAAGACCAUAAAACAAGAACAUAGGCCAUAGUGAAAACAUAAAAUUUUCUUAGCAGCUGUGGUAGCAAACAUAUUAAUGGUAAGGAGAUAGCUGUAAUGUUAGUCAAUUUUGGCUUGAGACUGAGGACUGGGAAAGAGCCUUCUUCCUCCGGAGGAGUAGUUAAGUCAUCUUACAACUGGGAGUAGGGAGACAAGGACAUGUGAAGCUGAUUCAUGCUUUCAUUAUAUAGUUAAUACUAUUUGGAAACCUGUGUGUAGGUCUGGUCAAUAGACUUCCAUUUUAAUUGCUGUAUGCUAAGUAUCCUCCUAUGUUCUGUAUACUUCAUAUAAUUCUUGCUAGCCCUCAACAGCUUUUUACAAAGUAACUAUUGUUAUACCUAAUUUCUAUUGAGAAAACUGAGCUUCGCUUAGGUAACUUGUCCAAAGUUCUUUACCUUGUAAGUGGUAGAGCUGAGAUUUAUAAGUAGGUCUGUAUGACUCCAGGGCUCUUGUUCUUUCCAUGAUACCAGGUAUUAGGCAUCAAAAUUGGACAGUAGAAUUCUAAUCACAGCUGUACAUAACCAGAAAGUAUGAGUAUGGAUGAGUGUUAGCAUGUAACCAGACACUUGUCUGUUAUGUAUGAUUUGGGCUGAAAGAGUAGAAGGAAUGCUAAGGAAAAUGAGCAUUGGAGAUGUUGAGAGCUCGCAAACUCAUGAUGAAUGUGUAUAUAAUUUAAGUAAUGCACUUGCUGUGCAUAUGUAGAGCCUUAAGAUAAAAUUUCCAAUGCUCCCUUCCCUCAUUAGUUUUUUCUUUCUAAAGUCCUUCUAUAUUGAGAUUAUAUAGCUGCCACUGAAGACUGUAGCUGGUAGCCAGGACCUGGAACUUUUUGGCAAGAGGAUGUUAUCUGGAGGAUCCAUGUAUGCUGAGAUCACCAUAAUCAUGAAUUCUUCUCCCACUGUAAAGUUUGAGGAGGUUGCUAUCAAGAUCAUAGAUAAGACCCAGCUGGAUGAAGAAAACUUGAAGAAGAUUUUCCGGGAAGUUCAAAUUAUGAAGAUGCUUUGCCACCCCCAUAUCAUCAGGCUCUACCAGGUUAUGGAGACAGAACGGAUGAUUUAUCUGGUGACAGAAUAUGCUAGUGGAGGGGAAAUAUUUGACCACCUGGUGGCCCAUGGUAGAAUGGCAGAAAAGGAGGCCCGUCGAAAGUUCAAACAGAUUGUCACAGCUGUCUAUUUUUGUCACUGUCGGAACAUUGUUCAUCGAGAUUUAAAAGCUGAAAAUUUACUUCUGGAUGCCAAUCUGAAUAUCAAAAUAGCAGAUUUUGGUUUCAGUAACCUCUUCACUCCUGGGCAGCUGCUGAAGACCUGGUGUGGCAGCCCUCCCUAUGCUGCACCUGAACUCUUUGAAGGAAAAGAAUAUGAUGGGCCCAAAGUGGACAUCUGGAGCCUUGGAGUUGUCCUCUAUGUGCUUGUGUGCGGUGCCCUGCCAUUUGAUGGAAGCACACUGCAGAAUCUGCGGGCCCGCGUGCUGAGUGGAAAGUUCCGCAUCCCAUUUUUUAUGUCCACAGAAUGUGAGCAUUUGAUCCGCCAUAUGUUGGUGUUAGACCCCAAUAAGCGCCUCUCCAUGGAGCAGAUCUGCAAGCACAAGUGGAUGAAGCUAGGGGACGCCGAUCCCAACUUUGACAGGUUAAUAGCUGAAUGCCAACAACUAAAGGAAGAAAGACAGGUGGACCCCCUGAAUGAGGAUGUCCUCCUGGCCAUGGAGGACAUGGGACUGGACAAAGAACAGACACUGCAGUCAUUAAGAUCAGAUGCCUAUGAUCACUAUAGUGCAAUCUACAGCCUGCUGUGUGAUCGACAUAAGAGACAUAAAACCCUGCGUCUCGGAGCACUUCCUAGCAUGCCCCGAGCCCUGGCCUUUCAAGCACCAGUCAAUAUCCAGGCGGAGCAGGCAGGUACUGCUAUGAACAUCAGCGUUCCCCAGGUGCAGCUGAUCAACCCAGAGAACCAAAUUGUGGAGCCGGAUGGGACACUGAAUUUGGACAGUGAUGAGGGUGAAGAGCCUUCCCCUGAAGCAUUGGUGCGCUAUUUGUCAAUGAGGAGGCACACAGUGGGUGUGGCUGACCCACGCACGGAAGUUAUGGAAGAUCUGCAGAAGCUCCUCCCUGGCUUUCCUGGAGUCAACCCACAGGCUCCAUUCCUGCAGGUGGCCCCUAAUGUGAACUUCAUGCACAACCUGUUGCCUAUGCAAAAUUUGCAACCAACCGGGCAACUUGAGUACAAGGAGCAGUCUCUCCUACAGCCGCCCACGCUACAGCUGUUGAAUGGAAUGGGCCCCCUUGGCCGGAGGGCAUCAGAUGGAGGAGCCAACAUCCAACUGCAUGCCCAGCAGCUGCUGAAGCGCCCACGGGGACCCUCUCCGCUUGUCACCAUGACACCAGCAGUGCCAGCAGUUACCCCUGUGGACGAGGAGAGCUCGGAUGGGGAGCCAGAUCAGGAAGCUGUGCAGAGGUACUUGGCAAAUAGGUCCAAAAGACAUACACUGGCCAUGACCAACCCUACAGCUGAGAUCCCACCGGACCUACAACGGCAGCUAGGACAGCAGCCUUUCCGUUCCCGGGUCUGGCCUCCUCACCUGGUACCUGAUCAGCAUCGCUCUACCUACAAGGACUCCAACACUCUGCACCUCCCUACGGAGCGUUUCUCCCCUGUGCGCCGGUUCUCAGAUGGGGCUGCGAGCAUCCAGGCCUUCAAAGCUCACCUGGAAAAAAUGGGCAACAACAGCAGCAUCAAACAGCUGCAGCAGGAGUGUGAGCAGCUGCAGAAGAUGUACGGGGGGCAGAUUGAUGAAAGAACCCUGGAGAAGACCCAGCAGCAGCAUAUGUUAUACCAGCAGGAGCAGCACCAUCAAAUUCUCCAGCAACAAAUUCAAGACUCUAUCUGUCCUCCUCAGCCAUCUCCACCUCUUCAGGCUGCAUGUGAAAAUCAGCCAGCCCUCCUUACCCAUCAGCUCCAGAGGUUAAGGAUUCAGCCUUCAAGCCCACCCCCCAACCACCCCAACAACCAUCUCUUCAGGCAGCCCAGUAAUAGUCCUCCCCCCAUGAGCAGUGCCAUGAUCCAGCCUCACGGGGCUGCAUCUUCUUCCCAGUUUCAAGGCUUACCUUCCCGCAGUGCUAUCUUUCAGCCGCAACCUGAGAACUGUUCCUCUCCUCCCAAUGUGGCACUAACCUGCUUGGGUAUGCAGCAGCCUGCUCAGUCACAGCAGGUCACCAUCCAAGUCCAAGAGCCUGUUGACAUGCUCAGCAACAUGCCAGGCACAGCUGCAGGCUCCAGUGGGCGUGGCAUCUCCAUCAGCCCCAGUGCCACUCAGAUGCAGAUGCAGCACCGUACCAACCUGAUGGCCACCCUCAGCUAUGGGCACCGUCCCUUGUCCAAGCAGCUGAGUGCUGACAGUGCAGAGGCUCACAGCUUGAACGUGAAUCGGUUCUCCCCUGCUAACUACGACCAGGCGCAUUUACACCCCCAUCUGUUUUCGGACCAGUCCCGGGGUUCCCCCAGCAGCUACAGCCCUUCAACAGGAGUGGGGUUCUCUCCAACCCAAGCCCUGAAAGUCCCUCCACUUGACCAAUUCCCCACCUUCCCUCCCAGUGCACAUCAGCAGCCGCCACACUAUACCACAUCGGCACUACAACAGGCCCUGCUGUCUCCCACGCCGCCAGACUAUACAAGACACCAGCAGGUACCCCACAUCCUUCAAGGACUGCUUUCUCCCCGGCAUUCGCUCACCGGCCACUCGGACAUCCGGCUGCCCCCAACAGAAUUUGCACAGCUCAUUAAAAGGCAGCAGCAACAACGGCAGCAGCAGCAGCAACAGCAGCAACAGCAAGAAUACCAGGAACUGUUCAGGCACAUGAACCAAGGGGAUGCGGGGAGUCUGGCUCCCAGCCUUGGGGGACAGAGCAUGACAGAGCGCCAGGCUUUAUCUUAUCAAAAUGCUGACUCUUAUCACCAUCACACCAGCCCCCAGCAUCUGCUACAAAUCAGGGCACAAGAAUGUAUCUCACAGGCUUCCUCAGCCACCCCACCCCACGGGUUUGCUCACCAGCCGGCACUGAUGCAUUCAGAGAGCAUGGAGGAGGACUGCUCGUGUGAGGGGGCCAAGGACGGCUUCCCAGACAGUAAGAGUUCAAGUACAUUGACCAAAGGUUGCCAUGACAGCCCUCUGCUCUUGAGUACCGGUGGACCUGGGGACCCUGAGUCUUUGCUAGGAACUGUGAGUCACGCCCAAGAAUUGGGGAUACAUCCCUAUGGUCAUCAGCCAACUGCUGCAUUCAGUAAAAAUAAAGUGCCCAGCAGAGAGCCUGUCAUAGGGAACUGCAUGGAUCGAAGUUCUCCAGGACAAGCAGUGGAGCUGCCGGAUCACAAUGGGCUCGGGUACCCAGCACGCCCCUCCGUCCAUGAGCACCACAGGCCCCGGGCCCUCCAGAGACACCACACGAUCCAGAACAGCGACGAUGCUUAUGUACAGCUGGAUAACUUGCCAGGAAUGAGUCUCGUGGCUGGGAAAGCACUUAGCUCUGCCCGGAUGUCAGAUGCAGUUCUCAGUCAGUCUUCGCUCAUGGGCAGCCAGCAGUUUCAGGAUGGGGAAAAUGAGGAAUGUGGGGCAAGCCUGGGAGGUCAUGAGCACCCAGACCUGAGUGAUGGCAGCCAGCAUUUAAACUCCUCUUGCUAUCCAUCUACGUGUAUUACAGACAUUCUGCUCAGCUACAAGCACCCUGAAGUCUCCUUCAGCAUGGAGCAGGCAGGCGUGUAACAAGAAACAGAGAGUUUUGUGUACAGCUUGGGAAUGAAAAGGUUGAUUGUAAACCCACAGUAUCUAGCAGCAUUGCGCCAAAUUGCCCUUGUGUUUCUCUCCACCCAAAAUAUCACAGCUGCUUUCCUCACAUUUGGUUCAUCUGUGUGCUGUUCUUUUGGGUUCGGAGAAGGUUUUGCCAUGUUUGCUUGUAUGACCAAGUCACCAAGGAAAUAAACAGGAAGGAAAUCCAUGUUCUCCAUCUUUUGUGAAAGUAUAUUUGAAUUGGUGGUGUUUUGUUUUGUUUUUGGUAUGUUUUCUUCCGGAGGUGAUUUACUUUUUUUUUUUUCUUCCUUUCUUUUUUUUCUUUCGUUCCUUUUUUGAAACAGGAGAGCAAAGCAGUUAGAGUUCAGAGGCCAGGGGCCUCAGGGCCACUCCCUCCCUAGUCUUCAUCAGCAGAGCACCCUCCAUCCCCCUGCAUUGCUCUUCUGUGAAAGCAAAUACUAAAGGAUGCCAUCCUCUGGAAUCCUAAUGGCAGGCAAAGGGAGAGAGGAAGGGUGACGGCUUCUGGCACUUAGAAAACAAAAAACAAAAAAAGAGAAACCCCCAAGCCUGGAACCCAGAGAGGUCUUUACUGCUGGGAUCCACGGAAAACAUGUCUGUCCCAGCCAGGAUCAUAUGAAGAGUUUGGCACGGAGGCUGAGAAUGACCUGGCAUAGAUGGUUUGCCAGUUAGAAUGUCUCAAUUUGAGCCUUUGCUUUUGGUGGAUAACUCAGCUCCCCUCUUGUAACCUGGAAAGUUGGUUGCCUUUAUCAUCCUGCUAGUUUUAUCCAUGGACUGAACACCCAACAGCAGUGCACUAUGCUUUCUGUGGCAUCUUUCAUUCUCAUUUUAUAUUGUGCUAUAAAAAGGAUUGUUUCUCCAUAUAUAUAUUAUAUAUGUGUGUAUAUAUAUAAUAUAUAUAUUAUAUAUGUAUGUAUAUAUAUUUUAUAUAUAUAUUAUAUAUAUAUACAUAUAUAUAUAUAUGCUCUCCCCUUUCAGCCUCUUUGUCACAGGGAAGUGUAGGAGGUUGCCUUGGGCCCUGCCUCUCUCCUAACCUCCUCUUCCCCACUGGGCAACCUCAGCCCCUAUAUUUUAAUUCUUGAUCAUGUAGAAAUUGUUUUUGGUAAAUGUUGAUAUUAUUGUUAUUAUCAUUAUUAAUAAAUAAAGAGAAAAUGAAUUUUUGUUUAAAUGAGAAAUGUUUAAGCAGAUUCUGUUCUAUUUGAAUUGUGACUUGCACCUUUUGUUCAAAGUAUUUCCUUUAGGCAUUGUAAUUGUGAACAGCUCUUACUUGUGCCAGUGACAGAUGCAGUGGUCUCCUUUCCCCAGUUGAAGCAGUGCAUACGCAAUAGCUAUUGUUUGUGUUAUCUUUAUUUCUCUUCAUUGUUAGAAACCAAAGUCUUCUCUGCUGGCUGGGGCUGAGAGAGGGUCUGGGUUAUCUCCUUCUGAUCUUCAAAACAAGAGAGAGACCUUGAAUACACUGACUCUCCACCCUUUUUUUUUCUGGGAAAGGAGAGCAAGAGGUCCUGAGUCCCCUCCUAGUCUUUCAUCCUGAAUUUGCACAGAGGAAAGCGGGUGCCCGGCAUGGCCAUCCUGAUGUUGCUGGCGGGAUCCCCAUGCACCUUGUCCUUCUCCACUGAUACUGGCAGCUCAGCUCCUGGACCCAAUAUCCCUUGAGUGGAAUUCUGCAUUGCAAGAGCCCUUCCUGGGAGCUGUCCCACGUUUCCAUGGUCCCCAGUUUCCCCUCCACUUGGUGGGCUCACCAACUACUCACCAGAAGGGGGCUUACCAAGAAAGCCCUAAAAGCUGUUGACUUAUCUGCGCUUGUUCCAACUCUUAUGCCCCCAACCUGCCCUACCACCACCACGCGCUCAGCCUGAUCUGUUUACAUGGUACUGUAUGUAUGGGAGAGCAGACUGCACCCUCCAGCAACACCAGAUGAAAGCCAGUGAGCCUACUAACCGUGCCAUCUUGCAAACUACACUUUAAAAAAAACUCAUUGCUUUGUAUUGUAGUAACCAAUAUGCGCAGUAUAUGUUGAAUGUAUAUGAACAUACUUUCCUAUUUCUGUUCUUUGAAAAUGUCAGAAAUAUUUUUUUCUUUCUCAUUUUAUGUUGAACUAAAAAGGAUUAAAAAAAAAAUCUCCAGACUCAAGUUGCUAAGAA
Molecule: messenger RNA, 7531 nt
Organism: Symphalangus syndactylus (siamang)
Lineage: Eukaryota; Metazoa; Chordata; Mammalia; Primates; Hylobatidae
Gene: SIK3
Product: SIK family kinase 3
Biological process (GO): microtubule cytoskeleton organization; protein phosphorylation; intracellular signal transduction
Cellular component (GO): cytoplasm
Molecular function (GO): ATP binding; tau-protein kinase activity
Source: RefSeq, a predicted model, not a curated record